Rhinocladiella mackenziei CBS 650.93 is the source of this 1353-nucleotide messenger RNA. RefSeq lists its product as uncharacterized. The transcript is spliced from 2 exons. The record is from RefSeq and is a predicted model, not a curated record. Lineage: Eukaryota; Fungi; Ascomycota; Eurotiomycetes; Chaetothyriales; Herpotrichiellaceae. Bases 1 to 1353 code for a protein of 450 amino acids.
AUGAAGGUACCUCCGAUAAGAAAUAGGGAGAGCCUCCCCGAUGCGUCGUUGGCAGUUUUGGUUUUUGAAUUCGACUCCAAAGAGUCAAACAUUGACCUGAGCUUCCAAUGUGGAGGUUCCUACACAGAACCAACUUCAUACACGACGUCUUCUCAGGCAGAUAAAAGCAGAAAUAUCGGCAUAGCCGUCUCGGACGUGCCAGAUCCCUUGCUCAAGUAUCGUUUUGCUGCACGGCAUCAGCACCAAGUCAUUAGCUUGGGCAAGAAAAGAGAUCAAAAUAGCGAUAUCCUGUCUGUCCACCCUAUCUCCGAAGAAAAACACAUUCGAUUCAUCGAGACGAAUAAGAAAGCUACGCACAAGCCUCACCCCUGUUCCAUGUACUCCAAAAAGGGACGGCAACGAGGAGAAAGCAUUGAGAGUCUUCGAAGCCAAAUUACAAACGAAGGCGCCGGCGAAGUCGAUGAUGACCCUGACAAUACGGCCAUAGCUGGCCCAGUUAGACAGGAAUCAUCAAGCCAGAUUAAAGUGAAGCAGGUAGAGGGACGCCUUCCACCACAGAAUCAUCCAUCUGCUCGGGAAGCGGUGAUCAACAAGAAACGAUUCUCCACAAUCCAAAAAUUGAGCUCAAAAGCCAAAUCAGGACCUAUCAAGAGAGACACUGCCUAUACCAACUCUCCCGAACACAGAGGCAGUCAUAUAGCAGCUCUAUGUUCAGGUUAUAUCUCGCAAGAAGCCAUCCAGCACAAUCAGCGAAUGCUCGCAAAUACCCUGCAUAAAGGAACAAAACCUCCACAAAAUCAAGAUAAAUCCGAGACCUGGCCUUCACCCUGUCUGCGUGGUGGAGGCAAUCAACAGUCUCGACAUGCGGCUAUCUGGGACCAUAAGAAUCGACACAGACAUCAACACCACCGAGGCCAUUGCUGUGACCGCAACGGCAACCGGUCUCCACGACCACGAAGUCAAAUCCCCCAUAGCGAUCCCGUCUACAUCUACCCAGAACCCAGCAUUCGUCCGCGCGAUGGACCUCGACGACACCAGCACCCAACUCUUGUCACGCUCACUCUCCGCUCCGAAAUCACGGUUGAAUGGAUCCAUUAUGCAGCCAACCAGGACAAACACGAAGACAAUCAGAGACUUGUAGGUGUACGGAAGAGAAUAGGGCGCAAUCUCGUCGCAGAGGCAGGGUCUGCGGGAGAGAAAGAGGGUCCUCUCUUGACCUGGCCCGAGAAAUUAGAGGCGAACUACAAAAAGAGAGACCCAGACAACCGGAAGGCAGAAUUCAUUGUCAACCGCCGGGCCCAUCUCAACUACCUCCUCAACCUGCACGCACCCAACCCAACGACCCCCGCAUAG